AAUGCCCCUUAGCAAAGUACAAAGUCUACACGCCUUCUCCACCGGUAUCCGGCAGUCACUGCAGUCAUGACAGUAUAACUGUCUCCACAUCACUGCCUCCGAAGCGACUGGGGACAGAGACCUUGCUAAGAGUUUGGACGGUUAAGACCAGAGCAUGUUUGUGACUGUGUUCCUGCUUCUGGUCACUCUGUGUGCCCAGGGCGGAUACGGAGAGGAGAGAAAGGAGGCACAGAGACUCGGCCAUGUUUCAGUGGUGAUAGUGGGAGGCACAGGUGACCUGGCCAAGAAGUACCUGUGGCAGGGCUUCUUCCAGCUGUACAUUAACCAGGUCAGUAGUGGAAACACCUUUUCCUUCUAUGGUGGAGGACUGUUACCUGCUGAGAAGGCCACAGCCCUCCUCUUUGAGAUCCUAAAGGCAGUGUCCUGCUCAAAGGAUGUGUCUCAAGAGCGCUGUGCUCUUCUGAAGGAGCAGUUCCUUCGACUCUCACAGUAUCGGCAGCUGAAAGCCCUGGAGGACUACCAGGAUCUGGCCAAGCACAUUGAGAAACGACUUCAGGAAGAGGGAAUUACAGAGGCAGGGAGGCUCUUCUACCUCUCUGUUCCAGCUUUCGCAUAUGCAGACAUUGCUGAUAAAAUCAAUAACAGUUGCAGGCCGAACACUGAGGCCUGGUUGAGGGUGGUGCUAGAGAAACCUUUUGGGCAUGACUUUAGGAGUGCUCAGGUACUAGCAUCUCAGCUUGAGAGCUCCUUGAAGGAUGAAGAAAUGUACAGAAUUGACCAUUACCUGGGGAAGCAGGUGGUUGCAAAGAUACUUCCAUUCAGAACGGAGAACAAGGAGUUUCUGGAUCCGAUCUGGAACAAGCACCACAUUGAGAGAGUGGAGAUUGUAUUGAAAGAGACCCUGAAUGUUAAAGGUCGUAUUCCCUUCUAUGACCAAUACGGGGUGAUCAGAGAUAUGCUACAGAACCACCUGACUGAGAUCAUGGCGCUGCUGACAAUGAGGCUCCCCAUGAAUCUGAGCAGCACUGAGGAAGUCACCCAAAACAAGCUGCGGAUCUUCAGCUCCCUUUUGCCCUUGGGAAAGAAUCAAGCUGUGAUCGGCCAGUACCAAGCAUACAAGUCAGAGGUUCAGCAGGAGCUGAAUAAGACAAAAGAUCACAUCAGUCUCACACCAACAUUUGCAGCUGUGUUGGCACACAUCGAUGAAGCCCAGUAUGAAGGUGUGCCAAUUCUUUUAAUCUCAGGGAAGAUGUUAGAUGAACGAGUCGGGUAUGCACGCAUACUUUUCAAGAAUGACAUCUUUUGUCUUCAGAACCACCACAGCGUUCACUGCAAGCCCAAACAGAUAGUUUUCUACUUUGGACAUGGUAGCCUUCAGUAUCCAGCAAUUCUUGUAAGUAAGAAUUUGUUCAAGCCAGUUUUAUUGGACGGAGAGUGGAAGGAAGUGACGGAACAUACUGAUGUCAGUGUUUUAGGUUUGCCUGUUUCAGACUACUAUGUGCAAACUCCAAUAGAGCAGAGGGAAGCUUAUACAGAACUGAUUUCUCACAUCUUUGCUGGACGUAAGAAUAGUUUUAUUAGUACUGAAAACUUACUGUCGUCCUGGGGCUUAUGGACACCACUGCUAAGUAGCCUAGCCAGCUCUUUUCCCCGCAUCUACCCUGGUGGUGCGGACAACGGGGACCUGCUGGACGUCCGCCUGAAAGGGAAGGACAUUAGCUUCAACAGCGAGGUGGUGAUAAUCAGCCCUGAUCAGAUGAGUGGCUCGUCUGCAAAAGGUUUUCAAGUGAUGCAAGGCAAAUUCCGAGGUGCUGACAUGGUGUCUGCCUGGGCUGAGGAGCUAGUGGAGCGGCUAGCUGCAGAUAUGCAGGAAGCGGCGGAGGCAGCAGUCCGUGAGAGCGGUGUUUUCCAUCUUGCACUCUCUGGCGGGUCCACACCCCUCGCCCUGUUCCACAGGUUGGCCCGGCACCACUUCUCCUUCCCCUGGAGGAACACCCAUGUGUGGAUGGUGGAUGAGCGCUGCGUGACGCUGACUCAACUGGAGUCUAACUUCUACACCCUGCAUAACCACCUACUACAACAUGUGAGGAUACCCUAUUACAACAUACACCCCAUGCCAGUCCAGCCCAGCCAUCGUUUAUGUGUCGAGGAGGACGGAGGGGCACAGCUGUAUGAGAACGAGGUCGGCAGGUUGGUGAAUGGCUCCAGCUUCCACUUCGUACUGUUGGGAGUCGGCUACGACGGCCACACAGCCUCUCUGUUCCCUGGUACUAAAGCGGAUGAAUUUGGGGAGAGUCUGGUGGCCCUCACCGAGAGCCCUUUCAAACCUCACCAGCGUAUGAGCCUCACGUUCAGCGCCAUUAACCGAGCCCACAUAGUUGCUUUUUUAGUGAUGGGUAAAGGCAAGCAUGAGCUGAUCACUCAGCUGAGCCGAGUGAAGGACAGCCCGGACAAAUGGCCUGCCACCGGGGUGAAGCCUGCUAAUGGCAGACUUGUGUGGUACAUAGACUAUGAUGCACUUUUAGGAUAGAGAUUUUAAUCCUAACUUUCAAUCAAACGAAUGUCUUUGGAGCUGCUUUAAUUCAACAGGUGGUUUUGAGUAAAGAAUGUAUGAACACCAGUAGUUAUACAUGUUUGAGCUUAUUAACUACAAAUUACAUAUACUGAUCACUACUGCUGCAUUUUUUUUAAAGCAUGCAAGCAGGUUUCUGAUUGAUUUCCUACCUCCAAACCAGCAAUUUGUUAGAGUCCAGAGACAGGAACUUUGAUCAAAAUAAGAAAUCCAUUAUAGCUAUCAUUGUGUAGUAUGGCAGUUAAAAACAGUUUUUGGACAGAAAAAAGUUGUUAAAAAACAGCCCCUUUUCAGUGGAUUUAUUGGCUUGCCGGGAGGCAUGGAAACUUCGCAAAGGACACCGUAAGUUUGUGGUUUCUCACAUUACACAUGAGUUCACCAGCAAGAAAGAGUUGCAACUGCAUCACGCUGCAAUAACAACUAGGAUCUUAGAUCAAAGUUUAAAGCGUUGAAAAUUUCUUUGGCUUAGGAGAGAAGAGAUGAGCAAUACAAGUGAACACUGUUGUAAUGCCAACCAAUUCUGAAGGUCAUCUUCCUUGCAGGGCCUAUUUACUAAACUCACACAAAAUGGAGUAUGUGUCCGACAGUUCCCAUCCACACGUGUGAAGAUUCUGUUGGGUACCAUCAUGUUCUUCACAGAGAGUUCUUCACAGAGUUACUAAGUAUUUGUAAUUUAAUAGUUAAUGGGUUAAAAACAACGGUCUUGGUCCUUUUCUUUUUUCUUUUUUUUUUGGAAACUUAAAACCUCAUUUGAACAUUUUCCUGUGUGUGAGUGUGAAGUGAUUAUGCAGACUUUUUGUGGUUUAUCUAAGUCUAAUUAGUGUGAGAUGAGUGAAAAUCUAGACAAUUAUAUGAAGUAUAUAAGUUUACAGGAUAUGUAGCACUGUGUGAAUAUCUGAUGUAUACAAUAUCUUGCGCAUAAAGCCAAUUCCAAAACAAACAUUUGUGCACUUAUUUUAAACCCAGGAUGGUUGUAUGUUGGAAUUAUAUCAGAUCUCAGGUGAAUUUUUGAAUUUUUAGAUACGCAGUUUGCUGAAUUAUCUAUACUUCUUGAUUGUAUGCUUCAUAUUGUUGAGAGUCAGUGACCCAAUUAGUUAAAGAAAGUGAAAAUGUGACUGCUUCCAUAAAUAAUAUAUUUUGUUUGUACAAGAAUGAUGAUUAUAAUAAUAUUGUAUAAUAGAGAAACAAAAAGAUGUAAUUAAAAUUGUUGACGUAAUUCAAAAUAUUUGGUGCUUCACUAAUAAAAAGCUCAUUUCUCAACCCAGCACAUUCACAUUCCCCUCAGAGGAAUCAAUACAUGUCAUCUUCAGGUGCUUUUUCCAGAUUCUAGCGUCCAAACAAGAAUAGCUUUAUUUCAAUUUUAGGUUGAUUUUUGGUUUUAAAAAGGUCUUUUACACCAUAAAGUUUUACAGGUGUAUUUGACUUAAAAAGAAAACGAAAUAAUGACUCGUUUUAAUAAAGUGAGUUCAGGUGAUUGACAGUGUGUAGGAUUCUUUGGUUUAGGGCUCAAAGUUAAUUUAUAUACCUGUGUCUGAAGGCCUUCCCUAAAUUAAAGUGGAGUGCUACUGAAUUCCAGCAGUCAUGCUAAUAUUGUGCCUGUGUUUGAUCCAUAGAAAGAUACUGAAAGAGUUUCCAUGAUGUACAGCAUGUAUACAAAAAGUUUCUUUCCCACGUGCUGUAAGUGGAGGGGCCCCAUGCAUCGCAAUGGCACCAUCAUGGCCUCCUCGGCCGCAGGUUGACGAGUUUCUUUCCAGUGUAUGAUUGUAUUUUUAAGUGUUUUAAAUUCUCUCCUUAACUUUAUCAUUUUCCAGUUGUUUUGAAGUUUGACUUGUGAGAUGUGAAAGUUACAAAUUAAUUUGUGGUGAAUACAUGUCAGCUGUCGAUUAAUAUUAAUUCUGUCGGUAGGAAACUGGGAUCAGUUGCGGUAUACGGGUACUUGUGAAAAUAAGAGAAUAGCAGGUAAAACAAAUUUACAAGGUGCACUUGCUGGACUUUCCAGUUUA
This is a messenger RNA of Xiphias gladius (swordfish), 4575 nucleotides long. RefSeq names its product hexose-6-phosphate dehydrogenase (glucose 1-dehydrogenase) (gene h6pd). The record is from RefSeq and is a predicted model, not a curated record. The transcript has 5 exons. Gene Ontology annotation, molecular function: NADP binding; glucose-6-phosphate dehydrogenase activity; 6-phosphogluconolactonase activity. Gene Ontology annotation, biological process: pentose-phosphate shunt; pentose-phosphate shunt, oxidative branch; glucose metabolic process. NCBI's taxonomy places the organism in Eukaryota, Metazoa, Chordata, Actinopteri, Istiophoriformes, Xiphiidae. Bases 155 to 2530 code for a protein of 791 amino acids. Gene Ontology annotation, cellular component: endoplasmic reticulum.